CCUGAGCCCUUCAUACACCUCCACACACACACACACACACACACACACACACAUACACAGAGAGGAGAGGGAGAGCAGCCUGUCCUCCAAACAAACAGCCAUGAGUAGCAUUGGAUAUGACCCCUACUACUCCCCCUCGUCAUACAGACGUUGGUAUGUCGAGGCUCCCCAACGUGUCAUGAUGACAAGAGGGAGGACUCACUCUGUCUACUCUUCCCAUGCCUCGCCGCUAUCCUCCUCCCGUCUGCAGUACUCCUCUCCUGGCCGGGUGCAGCUCUCGUCCUCCUCCCGGGCCGCUUCCCUGGAGCUGGAGCUCAGCCAGGCGGCACAGAUCAGCUCAGAAUUCCGUGCCGUUCGCACCCAGGAGCGUGGCCAGCUUCAGGAUCUCAAUGACCGCUUUGCUGGCUUCAUCGAAAGGGUGCGUGACCUGGAGCAGCAAAACCGGGCUCUGGAAGCAGAGCUGAUGCUGCUCAGGCAGAGGCACACUGAGCCAUCCCGUCUGAGAGCUCUGUACGAGCAGGAGGCCCGGGCCCUGAGGGCGGCUGUCGAUGAGGCCAGGGCGGAACAACAGGCUGCCCUUGGGCAGAGAGAGCGGUUGGAGCAAACCCUGACUGCCCUGCAGGGUCGAUAUGAGGAGGAGGUGCUGGCUCGUGAGGCUGCUGAGGGCAGGCUGAUGGACGUGCGUGGUCAGGCUGAUCAAGCUUCUUUGGCCAAGGCAGAGCUGGAGAAGAGCAUCGAAACUCUGCUGGAGGAGCUGGCCUUCCUCAAGAGGAUCCAUGAGAGUGAGGUGGCUGAGCUUCAGGCCCAGGUCCAGCUGGGUGUCCAGGUGGCGGUGGAAUCUGAGGCCGCGACCCCUGACCUCUCCGGAGCUCUAAGGGACAUCAGGUCCCAGUACGAAAGGCUGGCAUCCAGGAACAUGCAGGCAGCAGAAGAGUGGUUCAGAGGGAAAGUGGGAUCCAUGACUGAGACAGUGGCCCAGCACAGUGACGCAGUGAGAAGCUCCAAGGACGAAGCAGGAGAGUACCGACGCCAGCUCCAGACCCGCCUGCUGGAGAUCGAUGCCUGUAGAGGCCUCAAUGAAUCCCUGGAGAAGCAGCUGAAUGAGAUGGAGGAGAAACAUAGUGCAGAGAUCGCUGCUAUGCAGGACACCAUUGGAGAGUUGGAGUCAGAGCUGGGGGGCACCAAACAGGAGAUGGCUCACUACCUGAAAGAGUACCAGGACCUCCUGAAUGUCAAGAUGGCUCUGGAUAUUGAGAUUGCUGCAUACAGGAAGCUGCUCGAGGGGGAGGAGACCCGCUUCAAUGUUGGGGGCGUGUCCUCUCUAUACAGCCACAGUUUCUCAGCACCCUCCUUCACCCGACCUGUGCUCUCCAGCCUGAGCUCUGGCACCUCCUACCUGAUGACGUCACGCCUGUUCAGCUCCAGCGUCAGCACCACCGAUGGCACCAUUUCUGCCAGCCACGCCCAGCAGGCAGAAGCCAGCCCACCAGCAGAGGAAGAGGAGGAGAAGGAGAAGGAGGAAGAGGAGGAGGAAGAAAUAAAGGAAGAAGAGGUAGAGGAGGAAAAGGAGGAAAAGGAAGAGGAGGGAGGAGAGGAGACAGAGGAGGCAAAGGAGGAAGAAGAAAAGGAGGAGGAAGAGGGAGGAGAGGAGGAGGGUGACAAGGGCGAAGAAGAAGAGGGGGAGACUAAGGAAGAGGAGGAGGCAAAAGAGGGAGAAGAGGGUGGUGAUGAGGAGGAGCAAAAAGAGGAAGUGACCGAGGCAGCUGAAGACGAGGGCGAGAAAGACGACAAAGGAGGAGAUAAAGGCGAGUCUGAAGAACAAGAAGAAGCACAAGAAGAGGUGAAACCUGAAGAGGCAGAGGACAAAGACGAAGAAGCAAAAGCAGAAGAAAAACAGGAGAAGGAAGAAGAAAAAAAGAGCGGCGAAGAAGAAAAAGCUGAUGCCAAGAAAGACAGCAAAGAUGACGCCAAAUCUGACAAAGCCAUAGCUACUCCGAAAGCCGAAGACAAAGCUGACACCAAAAAGGAGAAAGAGGAGGAAAAGGCUGCUGAACCUAAAGCUGCUGAAGAAAAGAGCACAAAGGCUAAAAAGUAAGCCUUUAGCACCAGCAAACUUCAGUCAAGUCUGUCCAUUAGCUCAAUAACCAGUAGCAGCAUCUACACUGUCCUGUCAGUACUGCUUGUUAACAUGGUGCUCAAUAAAACAGUCCAGCCAUUUACAGCAACAAAUCAAGGUUAACUGCUUGCAAAUAUCCAGAAUACUCUGUAUAGUUCUGGUUGCACAAUUAUGAUUCUAAGAUGUAUAGAUGCUGAAUGUAUAAGUGGGUGUGAGAGGUUUUGGUGGUUAAAUAAAACACCUCCUAAAGCCA
Labrus bergylta (ballan wrasse) is the source of this 2369-nucleotide messenger RNA. RefSeq names its product neurofilament light chain a (gene nefla). Gene Ontology annotation, biological process: neurofilament bundle assembly. Gene Ontology annotation, molecular function: structural constituent of postsynaptic intermediate filament cytoskeleton. Gene Ontology annotation, cellular component: intermediate filament; postsynaptic intermediate filament cytoskeleton; cytoplasm. The record is from RefSeq and is a predicted model, not a curated record. Lineage: Eukaryota; Metazoa; Chordata; Actinopteri; Labriformes; Labridae.